AACUGUGUGGAGCAGCUUUUUGACGAUGAUAAAGUCAACGUAUCCAAGAAUGGAGCCUUUGCUGAAGAGUUUGCCAUCAGCAUCAGAGACUGGGUGAUGGAACUGGAUGGCAGGAUAGGCGAGUCCAAUGAGACUGACCACAGAUACAAGUAUGUGGGUGCCAUUGGGUUGUUUGUCCUACAUUUUCAAAUUUUCCGUGUGCUGGACAAGAGAAUCUUCAGACUUCUUUGGGAUGUCUACAAGAAGAUUCCGUGUGUUCACCUCAUUGGGAAUGUGCUGUUUUUUCCCAAUGAGUUUAUCAUAGUCAGACUGCCCAAUGUCCAGCAGCUGCUUGACCGUAAGUCCCAGAUAGCAGUUCAGCAACAGAACCAGGCUUGGCUGGCCACUAAAACCCAGAGUUUGAGCAGAGAUGUUCAGGUGUACAGUGCAACUGUUGCCGCUUGGAUGGUCAGGAUGGAGUCGAACAUGGAGAGGGGUACAACUUUGAUGGAAGAUCUCAGUGCCAGAUGUAUUCUCUUUAUCCAAGGUCUUCUCUAUGCCUACAGCAUCAGUCACCAGGUGAGGGGUGUGAUGAACUUACACGUGGCCCUCAGCAAGCCCAUGACCAAGGCUGCUGUACUGUCUGUGUGCCGCCUCCUGGAGCUGUUGAAGGCCAUUGAAUUCACAUUCCAUAGACGGACCAUGUUGGUGACGGAAUCCAUCAACCACAUCAUUCAACACUUGUGCUUCAAGGCUCUCAGCUGCAUCUCUACCGCCAAGAAACGGAUCAUGUCAGACAAGCGCUACAGUGAGCGGAGACUGGAUGUGUUGUCUGCCCUGGUGUUGGCUGAGUUGUCUCUGCAUGGACCAGCAACCAAGGAAAGACUGCUGAUUGUGAAGCUGGCUAUGUCUGUGGGAACCAAGAUGAAAGCCUUCAAGGAGGAUGAGCUGCAGAUCAUUGAGGAUACACUGAAGAAGCUGGAAGUCAUCAGUCAGUUAAGAUCAAAGGUUCGCCAGGCCUGUGACUGCAGUUUUCUUUAUUGGCAUAGAGUUAUCUUCCCUUUGUAUUUGGACGACCUCUGUGAAAAUGUCACAGACACACACAGAAUCCAUUACAUGGUUGCAGCCUUGAGAGACUGUGUGCCACAGAUGUAUGCAGUCAGACACCUGGAAUCCAGCCAGCAGCUCAUGGCCGCCUUUGAUCAGGAAAUAUCCAAGAAUUUCACGGAUCAUCUUUUGGAGCCACUGUGUCGAGCCAUUGAGACAGAUCUGCGCCUUCACAUCCACCUCCACCUGCAGCUGGACGAUCGCAACCCUUUUAAAGUUGGCAUGCGUGACCUGUCCCACUUAUUGAAGGUCAAACCUGUCCGUUUCUUUGAUCGGGCAAUCAAUUUUAAAGCUCAUGUGGAACAUUACCUCAAUCGAACAUUUUACAAUCUAACAACCGUGGCACUGCAUGACUGGAAAACUUACGGGGAGAUGAAAAAUAUGGCUGAACAGAAGUACGGCCUGACACUGAUGGAGUCACACCUUCCUAGUCAGACGCUAGAACAGGGUCUGGAUGUGCUAGAGAUCAUGAGGAACAUCCAUGUCUUUGUUUCAAAGUUCCUCUACAAUCUCAAUAAUCAGAUCUUUGUGGAGAGAACCAGCAACAACAAACACCUCAACACAAUAAACAUCAGGCACGUGGCUAACUCCAUCAGGACCCACGGCAUUGGUAUUAUGAACACCACGGUCAACUUCACCUUCCAGUUUUUGAGGAAAAAGUUUUUCAUAUUUUCCCAAUUCAUGUAUGAUGAACAUAUUAAGUCCAGACUGAUCAAGGACUGGAAGUUUUUCCGAGAGAAUCACCUGCAGACUGACCAGAAGAGAAGUAAAUUGGUGGGAUACAGUCUUAAAGCUGUAAGAGAUAUAGGACUCACAAAUAAAGAAGUGAAACACAUAAAUAAAGCAGUAAGAGCUGUUGGAUACAUAAGCAAUGCCAUGGGUUACGUAAGAAUGAUUCGCUCUGGAGGUCUCCACUGUUGCAGCAACGCCAUUCGUUUCAUCCCUGACCUUGAGGAUAUCAUCAACUUUGAGGAGGCCUGCAAGGAAGAAAAUCUCUCAUCUGAAACUCAGACUGCAGCCAAAAACCUGGAUAAUGUCAUCAACAACUUGGCUAAAAACUUUGCAGAAGGAACUGAGUAUUUUAAGAUGUUGGUUGAUGUCUUUGCCCCGGAGUUUCGCAACAGCAAGAACAUGCAUCUGAGGAAUUUCUUUGUCAUCUUGCCACCACUUACUAUCAACUUUGUGGAACACUCCAUCAGCUGCAAGGAAAAGAUGAACAGAAAAAACAAAGUUGGAGCAGCUUUCACAGAUGAUGGUUUUGCCAUGGGCUUGGCCUAUAUUCUCAAGCUCCUGGACCAAUACUACGAGUUUGACUCACUUCACUGGUUCCAGUCAGUCCGGGACAAGUACAGCAAAGAGAAGGAACAUGUAGCUAAACAAGCAGGCAGCAGAGAUGAGAAGUUACAACAGACCACAUCUUUGACAUUGAGACGCUUGGACCAGUAUUUACAGGAGUAUGAGCUGCUAUUCUAUUCACUGAGCAGUGCCAGGAUUUUUUUUAGAGCAGACUUGACAGCAGCAGAGGAAGAGAAGGACAGUGCUAAAGACAGGGGUGAGUUGUGU
This is a messenger RNA of Candidula unifasciata, 2649 nucleotides long. Lineage: Eukaryota; Metazoa; Mollusca; Gastropoda; Stylommatophora; Geomitridae. The record is from the annotation of a GenBank genome assembly.